Molecule: messenger RNA, 2804 nt
Organism: Sinocyclocheilus rhinocerous
Lineage: Eukaryota; Metazoa; Chordata; Actinopteri; Cypriniformes; Cyprinidae
Product: UPF0606 protein KIAA1549L-like
Exons: 14
Coding region: 207-2804 (865 amino acids)
Source: RefSeq, a predicted model, not a curated record
GUUUGAGAAAUAGAUAAACCAUUCAAAAAUGCAGCCCCCUCUCGCUUCCCCUGUGUCGCAGUGAUGGUGGACUUUGGGCAUUUUCACGAAUGCGGCUCUCCUCUGGCACUUGGAGCGGCGUGACCACCGCACGUCCCACUGACUCACGGAUCUGAGCAGAUGUCUGGUCCAGUACCGACACCGGGCCACCUCCUCUGCAAACACAAAUGGCUGGUCGUGUAGAGGGAACCUGGAUAGAUGUGCACAGAUUGAGCAUCCUGAGAGAGAGGAGAAGAUGCUCAUGCACACAUGCGUCUGGAGGGAUGCGGAGCACUAAACUCUCAUCUUUAGCAAUAUUCCUACUUUUGUUCCACAGCGCGCAGGCUUACGACGAUGACUUGAGUCAUGAAGCCUCUGGAUCAUUUCUGGAUGCGGCCACAUCACCCUCCUCAACCCAUUUGUUUGGCGGCUUCCAUAUGACAGACAGGAAUCCAGCUUCUGUAGUCCAAUCAGAUCCCACAGGCUCGUCAAAGGGUAGCAGGGAACAACCUGCAUUUUCCUCUGUACUCACAUUACUUGCCAGCACGGCCCAAAAGCCUCCCAAACUCUCAUCAAAAGUUGUUGCACGUGACAAUGAAACACAUCAAUGGCCUUCAAAUGGAUCUUUGGAACGAUUGGAGCCAUUUACUCUUCCAUCGUCUGUGCUGGUCAGCAACCAAUCCAAUAACUCAGAGUUUCAGUGGAUAUCUGAGCUGGUGGCACCUGCAGCCACAUCCAGAGCUGCAGACCCUGAUUCUAGCAGAUUGAUUUCACCUGAUCAGAAAAACACUGCUGCACCCAAUAGAUCUUCAGCUACAUCUGUGGACACACAACGAGAACGACCAGACAAUGCAAGCACUAUUGUGUCUCAACCUACAAUAUUUAACAGCAAUACUGUUAACACAACCAGCAUCCCCUUUACAACAACCACAAACCAGAUUAGCACUACCCAAUCAUCUGCUGCUAAACGGCACUCCAAAACACCUAGGACAACUAUAAGAACUACAACUACACAAUCUCCAAAGACAACAACUAGAAUCCUGCCUGACUCCAUCUCACAGAGCGCUAAGUUGAACCCUUCAAAAAGCACUUUAGGAACUCCAAGAGCUGCUGCUACUGAGGCCUCAAUGCUAAGAUGUAACAUCACUGACAAGAUGUGGAUAAAAACAGUGUUGUCCGUACAGUUACGGAGGAGUCGUCUAGACAGUAUUUUGAAGCAGAAUCUCCCUCGAGGGUUUACUCAAGGUUUGAAGAAGGCCUUGAACGACAGCAUGGUUCAGGCUAAGAUUGAGAGCAUAUCUAGUGUACCUAAUGUGACGGUCGGUUACUAUGUGACCCAUGGAGAGAUGGUGUACACUGCAUCGGUGGUGGUGGAGGCUCUAAGUGUCUAUGGUAUUGAGAGAUUGAUGGCGGACAUCCGGCAGUUUGUGCCGCUGGUGCAGGCGAUUCCCAUCCCAGCAGUCCCCUGGAGACCCAGCCCUGCCAUCACAAUGAUGCUGAAGACAGUUCUGAGGUUUGUAGGGCCAGGGGAUGACCUCAAGUCCUGCAGAUUUACUCAGAUGAUGGAGCAGAGACUGGAGAAUGCUUUUGCUGAAGCAGAGGCCAUAUUGAUGAACUCACACAGCGGUCUCACUGUACAGAUCUUGAGCACAUCACAGUCUAUGGGUUCUCCUGCUGUAUCUCUGAUAUAUGUGGUGCAUAAUGGCAGUGUCACUCUCAAUGGCACAACUGCCAGUAACCUUCUCAGCCAACUGACUGCUGAGCUUGUCGGUUACUUCCUGUUUUACCCUCCACUGAUCACAGCUGAGCCUCUGGAAUACCACAACCUUAACACAUCUGUAGCAACCAGGCCAUUUUGGAUAAUCACAGUGAUUCAGGAUGUGGAAAACUCCUCUCUAGAAGGACAGUACCACAGUUUUGCUAGUCUGAUGGAGGAGCGGUUGGCAGAGCUCUUCAUGGUAGCUCACCAGCAAGGCGUCCGCUUCAAGCGGGCAACAACAGUGGGCAGUUACACUGUCCAGAUGGUUAGUAUCAGGCGUGUACAUGGGCCAAAAAACCCAGCUGAGAUGACCUACUACGUCCAGCAAAAUGGGACCCCACUGCUUGGCACAUCUGCAGCCAAGCUUCUGAACACAGUGGACUCGCAGACCAUGGCGCUCACGCUGGGAUACUUUGUCCAACUGCAGGCUGAAGCCGUAGUGAAGAAUCCACCCAACAACCUGUGGAUCAUCGCUGCAGUGCUAGCACCCAUCGGUGUGGUGACCCUCAUCAUCAUCAUCAUCACCACGGUGCUGUGUCAUAAAAACAAGAGCGAUUUCAAAAGCGAUCCCAUUGGAAACUUCAACCCUCGAGUCAAGACUGCUUACUGGAGAGACGUGGGUUAUUACCCUCAGCAUGUUCAGGGGUUUGACUAUGCCAAGCAGCACCUGGGUCAGCAGGGUGGUGAUGAGGAGACCCUCCCGGUUAUCCAGGAGACUAUGGUUCUGCCCCACCCCAUUCGAGAUGCCCCUCUGUCCCUAGAUAAACCUGCACGCCAAGAUGGAUCCACUUCCAAGAAAAGCCUGAACAGUGAGAUAAGGAAAAGUAGGUUGCCGAGUGAGGAUGGUUCCGUCAUCAGCAGCGAAUCAGUGAAAGAGGUCUCAGGAAAGGGCUCGAGUGUGCAAAAAGCCACAGCACAGCAGAAACUCACGAAGGAAGAGACGAGGAAGAGUAAUGGUGAGAAAUGCCUCCACAGUUUCAGCACUUUCGCACUUGUGCUGUCAGGCCACAAGACAUCCAUGAAAUGA